This is a messenger RNA of Colletotrichum lupini, 351 nucleotides long. RefSeq lists its product as uncharacterized. The record is from RefSeq and is a predicted model, not a curated record. Lineage: Eukaryota; Fungi; Ascomycota; Sordariomycetes; Glomerellales; Glomerellaceae. The transcript has a single exon. Bases 1 to 351 code for a protein of 116 amino acids.
AUGGUAGCUUCGGAUCCUCUUCUCGUCUCUAUUUUUCCAAUAACCUUUUGUUCCCUUUUUCCUGUCUCAUUGCGGCCAAACAUGGAAUGGAUGUGCUGCUCCGCGCGAGGGCACCUUCAUCUGCCUGGAUUCCCAUGGCUUGAACCCUCCUCGGCUAUCUUUCCUGUUUGUGUUGCCGUGCCUCAGUGCCUCAGGGUAACCGUAGGUAAGGUAGGUAUUGGAUGGGGAUGGAGGUCCAAAGUAGUCUCCAUUCAUGGAUGUCACCAAGCCCAGCAUCGGCCCCAUCCGGGAGAUGAUGGGACGAGAGACGAGACGUGGAUGCGCACACUGCACUGCACUGCACUGCACUAA